ACCUCCUCCAAACGACUGAGUCUAUAAAUAAAGCAUCAUCUCGUUCGAGCUACGCACGCAAUUAGCGAAAGUACUUAGCAAAACGACAGGGCUCCUGAAAAAGAGGGAAAUUCUUCUUCCUCAGCCAGCAGCACCGCAGAGUAUAUUUAUAAUUGCUCAGUGCGUUUUGGGCAACACACGUAACCGAUGCAAGAAUUUGGGGAAAAUAUUCAGCAGGUUCACAAUGAGAAGUUAGGCAGGCAUCUAGUUGCUGCCAUAAACAUCGAACCGGGGGAUACGAUUUUGGAAGAGCGUCCGUUGCUGGUAGCUCCCCAUUGGGAAUGCCACCAGCUAAAAUGCGCACAAUGUCUUCAGGAAUCCUAUGUGAUGUGCCGAAGGUGUCAAGUGUUUCCUCUGUGCAUGGAUUGCAGCCAGCAUGAUGAAUUCGAUUGCGAAUUUUUCACCAGCGGAGCAGGCAAAGCCAUCUGUAAAGAUAUUCUAGUUAAGAACUAUGGUAUAUGUGGACUUCUAAAGUUGCUCCUUCUGCUGGAGAAUUCGGAUACUAGAGCCGAUUGUCAAAUGCUCAUCGAUAUGCCUAUCAAUUUGGAUGAGUACCGCGACGGAGAAGGAAUGUGGCAAGAGCAUGAGGAACAAGUGGUGCGUCCCAUAAUGCAGAGUGGUUUUUUAGAUGUUCUAUCCAAUCAGCAAUUAUCAUCUGAUGAACUCCACGCCCACUGCAUCCGUAUCGAUAGUAAUUCCUUCGAGGUGACCGCAAGGGAUGGUGAUACCUUGAAGGGGGUUUUUGUUUGCGGAGCUAGUUUACCUCACCACUGUGUCCCGAACACAGUUGUAGCCUUGGAUGAACAGUUUAACAUGAAACUUUAUGCAGCUGUUCCCCUGCAGCCUGGUGACAUCAUCUACAACUCAUACACGAAUCCUUUGAUGGGAACCAGUCAGAGACAACACCAACUACGUUUGAGUCGUAGAUUCGAGUGUACAUGUUCGCGAUGUCUAGAUCCUACUGAAAUGGGCACCCACAUGAGCAGCAUGAAGUGCAGAGAGUGUGAGGGAUAUUCAGUUUGUGAGAUAGAUUCAAAUGGAAGACUUGGAGAUUGGCGUUGCCCGAAUUGCAAUGCUCUCCUAACCGCUGCCGAAGUUCACGAACUGCAAGCUGAAGUGGGUUCAGCUUUGGUUGAGGCCAGGGGGGAUCUACAGGUCUACGAAGCUUUAUUAAACCAAUAUGGCCCACUUCUUCAUCCCAAUCACUUCAUGCUGCUUGAUAUUAAACAAAACAUUGCCAGCAUUCUGCGAGCGGCGGCAUUGAUGAACUCCAUGGAGCAGCCGUGCAAGAAGCUCCUAGCUCGUCGGGUGGAACUUUGCUCUGAUCUACUACCAGUCUGCCGUGCUGUGGUUCCCGGAAUCUCCAAGCUAUAUGCAAUUGGUCUGUUUGAGUAUCUGCUGGCGUUAGUGGAACUGGUGGAACUGCAGUUUGCCGAAAGUGAUCUUGACAAAAAGGAAUAUGUGGCUCAUUUGAGGACCGCCAGUAUGGUGGCUAAGGAAGCAAUUGAACUACUUCGCUUUGAGCCGGAAAAUUCCGCAGAAGGCUAUCUAUCGGAUCGGAUCUCCAUGGAACUGGAGCGGAUUGAAUCCGAUUUGAAGAAAUACGGCAGAUAGUAUCCCAAAGGGUCUUUUAAUUGAGUCUUGUAUGCGUUUCGGAACACGACUGCUGCGAUUUUAAAUUUAAAAUAAAUUAGAUUAGUCGGAA
Molecule: messenger RNA, 1744 nt
Organism: Drosophila eugracilis
Lineage: Eukaryota; Metazoa; Arthropoda; Insecta; Diptera; Drosophilidae
Gene: SmydA-7
Product: SET domain-containing protein SmydA-8
Exons: 4
Coding region: 187-1653 (488 amino acids)
Source: RefSeq, a predicted model, not a curated record